Camellia sinensis is the source of this 1404-nucleotide messenger RNA. The record is from RefSeq and is a predicted model, not a curated record. NCBI's taxonomy places the organism in Eukaryota, Viridiplantae, Streptophyta, Magnoliopsida, Ericales, Theaceae.
CCUCUAACCACACACUGUACAUUUUCAAGUGUGAAUCUCCAUCAUCACGAAAGCAGCAUCAGUAGGAACACUCUACAUUUUCAAGUGUGAAUCUCCAUCAUCACAAAAGCAGCAUCAGUAGGAACAGAGGAACAAGGCAGAUCAUCAACCACAGAACAAAAAGGCAGCAUUAUUGAGCAAGAUAUUUACAUCAUGCCUAGAACUAAAAGAGUGAGAACAGAAGCUGGUGAAAGUUCUAACCCUCAACGACGCGAACAACAGCAGCCUCAAAAUCAGUCAUAUCCUAUAGAUGAAUUUCUCAAUGAAAGUCAUGAACUAGCCUUUCAAAAUUUCUCAAGCCGACCUAUUGUAACAGGGAGGAGGGUCAAUCUGCCACCUCAAUAUGAUGCACUACUAGUUAGUAAACUUGAAUCAAUGGGAUGGCUAAAUUUAAUUAAUUUACCCCAAAAGGUAUAUCCACGGCUAGUAUCCCUUUUUUAUGUUCACCUAAGAGUUACUCAUGAAGAAGAUGGAAAUUUUACUCUUAUCUCAUAUGUGAAAGGAAAGGGUGUACAGUUUGAUGUUCCUACUUUGGCACGCAUUAUUGGAGUUGAGGUAGGUGAAGAAAAUACCUAUUUUCAGACUGAGGCUGAGUUAGUUAAUAUUGUCGGUAAUGGUUCUGAUGUAUAUACUACUAUAUGUCAGAACAGAUUUACUGGAACUAGUCUACAAGCAAGACAUUUAAAAUCUUAUCUUCGCAUCCUCCACCGGUGGAUUGUAGAAAAUGUCACUCCGAAAAAAGGACAUCAUGAUGCGGUCCCAUAUUUUAAUGCCUAUUUGUUAUACUGUUUUGAGGUUGGGCAGAAGUUAGAUGUGUCUUACAUAAUUAUGAAAGAAAUGGUGCUAGCAAAUCAAGAAAUGGGCCGGUCAUUACUGUUUGGGGCGCUCUUGACAAAAAUUUUCAAAUAUUUUAAGGUUCAUCUUGCAAAUGAAAUGGAGAUCAAAAUCCGUUCACCCAUUACGCAAUAUACUGUGAAUCGUGCUGGUGCAGCCGCCAAUUUAAUGGGAAAUGAUAAUGCUGCAGAAGAUUCAGAGGAUGAAGUCCCACCAGAUGAUGGUCGACAAGAUCCUCCUGUCAAUGUGAUGCCAUCAACUGAACCACCUCAAUAUUGGACUGAUUUUUUGGCCAUAGAAGAACAACGUUAUACUCAACGCGUUGAAUGGGAACAUCAAAUGGCUAAUCAGGUCAAUUCAUUGGGUACUCAGUUUGAGACAUUUGCCACUGCACAGAACUCAUUAAUUGAACAAUUUGGUGAGUUUCGUUUGGACAUUGGAAGACGUCAUGACAUGGCAAACAAUCGCAUUGAUAGAAUUGAGCAUCGUGUAAAUGACAUAUACCAUCACUACUUUCCUCCUCCACCAUAA